Xenopus laevis (African clawed frog) is the source of this 3923-nucleotide messenger RNA. It is a transcript of the gene far1.L, whose product is annotated as fatty acyl-CoA reductase 1 L homeolog. Gene Ontology annotation, biological process: lipid biosynthetic process; long-chain fatty-acyl-CoA metabolic process; fatty acid derivative metabolic process. Gene Ontology annotation, molecular function: alcohol-forming very long-chain fatty acyl-CoA reductase (NADP+) activity; alcohol-forming long-chain fatty acyl-CoA reductase (NADP+) activity. Gene Ontology annotation, cellular component: peroxisomal membrane; peroxisome. The transcript is spliced from 12 exons. The record is from RefSeq and is a predicted model, not a curated record. Bases 229 to 1785 code for a protein of 518 amino acids. NCBI's taxonomy places the organism in Eukaryota, Metazoa, Chordata, Amphibia, Anura, Pipidae.
CUCAAUCCUUCCCCCGCCCCCCUUCACCCUCCCAUAUUCGCCGCUAAGGAUUCACCAAUCACAAAGCUGGGCCGCUUGCCUGUUGCGUGACGUCGAGGAAAGCGACCAAUGAGCGCCGAGCUUUGGGCCGAGGCCGCCAGUAGAGGGAGGUGCGCGGAGCGUGAGGGCCUGUGUCAGUGUGUGAGAAGGCUGAGGGAUACGGAGCUCGGUGCUGAGUACUAGAUCAUCAUGCUAUCAAUUCCAGAAUUCUACCAGGGGAAGAAUGUCCUCAUCACCGGAGCCACUGGCUUUAUGGGAAAGGUUCUGUUGGAGAAGCUUUUGAGAUCGUGCCCCAACACCAAGGCUGUGUAUGUCCUGGUCAGACACAAAGCCGGCCAGAAGCCACGAGAAAGAGUUGCCGAAAUGAUGAGCUGUAAGUUGUUUGAUAAGUUAAGAGACGAGCAACCCGAUUGUGCACAGAAAGUUAUCGCCAUCAGCAGCGAGCUUACCCAGCCGGAAUUGGAUAUGAGCAAGGAAGACCAAGACACGUUAAUAGACUGCAUUGAUAUUGUUUUCCACUGCGCUGCCACUGUCCGCUUCAACGAGUCGCUUAGAGAUGCCAUGCAGCUGAAUGUUAUUGCAACUCGCCAGCUCCUUUACCUUGCCCAGAAGAUGAAGAAACUGGAAGUUUUCAUACACGUGUCGACAGCCUACGCCAACUGCAACCGGAAGCAGAUUGAGGAAGUGGUCUACCCUCCCCCCGUGGAUCCAAAGAAACUCAUUGAGUCUUUAGAGUGGAUGGACGACAGCCUGGUAAACGACAUCACUCCAAAGCUUAUAGGCGACCGGCCGAACACAUACACGUAUACGAAAGCCUUGGCGGAAUAUGUGGUUCAGCAGGAAGGCAGCAAACUUAACAUCGCUAUUGUCAGGCCGUCCAUUGUUGGUGCCAGUUGGAAAGAGCCCUUUCCUGGCUGGAUUGAUAAUUUCAACGGCCCCAGUGGUCUCUUCAUUGCAGCAGGAAAAGGAAUUCUCCGUACCAUGAGGGCUUCCAACAAUGCAGUGGCUGAUCUGAUCCCCGUAGAUGUGGUUGUCAACACAACGUUGGCUGCUGCCUGGUACUCUGGAGUUAAUAGGUACAGCAGACCUAAGAAUAUGCUGGUGUACAACUGUACAACAGGUGGAACAAACCCCUUCCACUGGGGGGAAGUUGAAUAUUAUAUAAAUGUAUCCUUCAAGAUGAAUCCUUUAGAACAGGCCCUAAGACGCCCCAAUGUUAACCUCCGAAACAACCCCCUAUUGCAUCAGUACUGGACAACUGUCAGUCAUAUAGUUCCAGCAAUGAUGUAUGAUGCUAUUCUCAGGUUAACGGGUCAGAAGCCGUGGAUGAUGAAGACCAUAACUCGUCUUCAUAGGGCCAUGAUGCUGCUGGAAUAUUUCACAAGUAACUCCUGGGUGUGGAACAAUGAAAAUACCAACAUGCUUAUGAGCCAGCUGAGUCCAGAAGACAAAAAGGUGUUCAACUUUGAUGUCCGACAGCUGCACUGGGCCGAGUACAUGGAAAACUACUGCAUGGGAACGAAAAAAUAUGUUUUGAAUGAAGAAAUGUCCGGUCUCCCAGCAGCAAGGAAGCACUUAAAUAAGUUACGGAACAUCCGCUAUGGGUUUAACACCAUCCUGGUAGUGCUGAUCUGGCGCGUGUUCAUUGCCAGAUCACAGAUGGCAAGAAACAUCUGGUAUUUUGUCGUCAGUAUGUGUUUCAAGUUUCUGUCCUACUUCCGAGCAUCCAGCACCAUGAGGUACUGAGGACUGGACACUCCGUAUCUGGGGCAUCUAUGCACACGGCGGCAAACCUGCACAAAAUCUCUCCCGUUCCGUGCCCUUAACAUGUUGCGUGUACAGCCAUACUACCACCCCGAGUCCAGAGAACCGCCUUUUCUCUCUUCACUUUGUGACAUUUCAAGUGUACCUUAAACACAAACCCACGCCAGGCACAUUAAACCAGCAUUACUUACUGUAGGUGAAGGGCGUUUUAAUUCAGUUCAUUUGCAGAAAGAAAUCACACUCAUACCUGCCCUUUUUCUUUAUAGAGAUGUGUUUUAAAUCUCACGUUGCUGUCUGUAAUGAUUGACACAGGGUCUUUUAUAAAGCUGUGCCAGUCUCAACGGUUGAGUGGUUACUUUAUGAAUUUCUAGGUUCUCGGAUAAGCCUUACGUCUGAUGUGUAAAUACUGUAUCUUUUCACCUUAGUCUCGCUUUGUCCAUGUUACAACCCCUAUUUUACUGCAUUGCCUACAUUCAGUUAUAGUUGCCUUGUCCAUUCCAUCCUUUAUCUCCUCACUUUCACCCUCCUCUUUUCCAGCUCCUUUCUAGUGAUUGCCUAGUGCUAUUUCUUAACCUCCUCAUGACCACAAAGCCUAUAAAUGUAUACAUUGCAUAAAGGCCCCCAUACACAGGCUGAUAAAGCUGCUGACAGGCCAAGUCAGCAGCUUAUUGGCCUGUGUGUGGUGCCCUCCGAUGGGCUUCCCCGAUCAACAUCAUAGGGCAGGUUAAAAAUUCCCGUCAGAUUGCGGCUGCAUCUGUCAGAUGAUGUGGUCCCUCGAUCCGACCGCCUGUAUGGACUGCAUUGCGAUCAGAUUGUUGGGCCCUUGUUAUCAGCCCGAUAACCAACCUCAAUGUGGGCGUCUCGGGGAGAGAUCCGCUCGUUUGGCGACAUCGGAUCUCCCUGUGUAUGGCAGCCUUAAAAGAUAUAGAGAGCUGUGCCAUAUGCAUAGCUUGGGCCUCCACCAGCCUGGCCAGUAGGAAGUAGGACUUCACAUAAUCUUUUUUUUUUUUUCUAGCACUGUAGAGUGAUUUAAAAAAGCCUUUUUUGUGGCUUCUAAAACACACUGUACCUAUUUUCUGUAUUUUUAUUGCUUGUGCAAACAUAAAUGAAUCCUCUUAAGGCUACCGCCUUACAGAUGGGACUUGAUCCAGUCUUCCAGUGUUGGAUCCGAAGCCAGUUAUUUAAUUUACUAAAAAGAGGAUAUAUUUUAUUUUGUAAGAUUUCCAAAUGCAACUGAGGUGGCCAUACCCCGAGGUCAACAAACGAGCACCUUUCCCCGAUAUGCUCACCAACGACAGGGCGAUAUCGGGUUGAUCCGAACGUUCGGCCCUAGGGCCAAAUGAUCGGAUUAUACGAAGGAAAUGGGCACAGACGGAUCGCAGGACUGCAUCGAUUACCCAAUGCGGUCCUUGAUUGCAGGGAAAAUCAAACCUGCCCGAUCGAUAUCGGGACAAUUUUUGUCCAGAUAUUGAUCGGGGAGACCUGUCGGACGCCCCCACACACAGGCAGAUUAAUUGCCGAAUCAGUCUAAAGGACCUAUAUCAGAAGAUUAAAUCUGCCCAUGUAUGGCCACCUUAAAGAUGUGUUUGUAAACCGUGCAAAGCAGAUUUGCCCUAAAGCUUUUCGCUGCUCCUUGUUUGUCUCUACCUUCUUACCUUUAGGCACACGCCAGUUGUUAUUGGGUGGCGCAUCACUUAUUUUCAUUAAUUAACCCGCUGCUUCUAUUUAUAGCAUGUGCCCAGUUAAUGACUAUAUUACAACACUUACCGCAGCUCCUCUGCACCUUCUUUUAGCCGAGAUUCUGUCCUGCAACAGGUGCCGAGGGACUGGAUAACAAACACCCAAAAAAAAAAUAUCUCCCUUCCGUCUCGGCACACUACAUUGUUGUGCAGUGCUCAUCCACUUGGCUCUUUCCAUAGGCGCGGAUAUCAUUCAGAACGCCUCUCGCUAGUUUUCUGUGAAAUGUAAUCAAAAAACAUGUCACCGCUCUUUUACAGAAAAAAAAACCUUAAAUUGUAUAGCAUCUAAAUAUCUUUUUGCUGUCGUGGCGUAGGAUCACAUCAGUGUGUGAGAGGCCGUUGGCAGCUCAUAAGCAUCCAAUAAAUUAUGACUUUUGUGAA